AUGAUGAUGAAAAGUGGCGCAUGGAUUUGUAGGGGAUUUGUUUCUGCCUCGAGACCGUCCCACCGAGCUGUGAAAAUUGAUAAAGAGACGUGCAGUAAGAUAAUAGAAUCGGCAGAAACUGUGAAAGAUGGGACAAAAGAGGUGGUUGGUGAAGUCAAGCGUAUGACACGGAUCGUUUCAGAAAAGGUCGCCAAUGUUGCUGGAAAUAUGGUCGCGGAUGUGGCGGACAAGGGAAUCGAGAAGGCGUCUGAAAAUGCAGAGACCAAAAAAGGGAAAGAUGUUCUUGACACCGCUAAGGCUGUCACGGAAGCUUACAAAGAAAGAAUCAAGGAUAAAUAG
Molecule: messenger RNA, 339 nt
Organism: Striga hermonthica
Lineage: Eukaryota; Viridiplantae; Streptophyta; Magnoliopsida; Lamiales; Orobanchaceae
Source: the annotation of a GenBank genome assembly